This is a messenger RNA of Solenopsis invicta (red fire ant), 3964 nucleotides long. RefSeq lists its product as uncharacterized. Gene Ontology annotation, biological process: protein dephosphorylation. Gene Ontology annotation, molecular function: protein binding; protein tyrosine phosphatase activity. NCBI's taxonomy places the organism in Eukaryota, Metazoa, Arthropoda, Insecta, Hymenoptera, Formicidae. The record is from RefSeq and is a predicted model, not a curated record.
AUUUUGACCUAAAAUACAACAUAUUCAAAGCUCAUCAAAAUCGGAGGGGGACAUCUCUAUCACUUUCCUUGUGAAUGAGAUAAUAUGAAGUGGGGUCAUAAGACUUCAUGUUAUCUGAGCCUGUUAUCGUAAACUUCCUUUUCAUCGGUUUUAUUUUAACAUUACUGUUACUGGAAUCUUGGUAGUAUAAAAACGAACACAGUGCAAAACGUUUCUACACAAAAUUAAUGCUGUAUUACUUCAUUAUUAAACCGUGCAGUCUAAAAUGCUGUCACCGCAUACAUGAGUGCAAUUCGUAUAUACGCGUUUAUGUCUUCGCAUACAUAUGUAAACGUCUUAUUAAACAAAACUGUUUCAUUAAUUCAAAUUGGCUAUAAACUUUUGUAAAUUAAAAAGCAACUAAACUAAAAGUAAUCUAAACUAAUUAUUUAUAUACAAUAAUUACAUAUGGUCUGUCAUGUUAAUCCAUCUAUUUUUAUUUUAAUAAUCAUUAAUCUUACAAAUAUUUCAAACGUUGACAAUGAAAAAAAUGGAGCUGGACGUACUAAUAUUUCUUAUGUUUGUGAGUCAAGUAUUACUUAUUUUCGGAAAAGUAAUUUUAAUGCAUAAUUUCUUAGUAGAAAAUGACAAAUUCAUAUGUGUCUCUGAAAACGAUGGCAGUGCUCUUGUAUGGAAUCUUCAACCGUGGCUUUAUGAGCUUCACUUGGUGAACGAGGUUUUUAACAAUCGAUUUUAAACAAUUAAUCAAACUCGUUGCAUUACAACUCAAAUUCUGAGCACUAGAAAAAAAUGAUAGAUCAAAAAUAUCCGAGUGUGGGCAAAUAACAACUUUUGAAAUGUGGUCAUUGAAACGUGGGCAUUGAGUGUUAAUAUGUGGGAUAAAGUCGCCCAUUAUGGGAUAGAUUCCUAAUAUAAGAUAGUGAGGUUUCUGCUAUAUUAAUAAACGCAUAUGAGAGAUUCAAUAUUUAUCAGUCUAAUGGAUUUAAAAAGAAUGAGAUAAUGUGUGAAAUGAAUGCAAAUAAAGGAUGUUUGGAGUCAUGGAUUAAACGAGACUGGAAUCUUACAAAUUCUUUAUUAACACCUAUGGGUCCAGUAUUUGAUCUACGAUGGGAAGAAUUUCAACAGAACGUCUUCAACAGAACUUCUUACCCCAAUGACUUCUAUAAAGUUCUUAGAACUAACUUUAGUAACAAAGUAAACCUUUCUUUUUCGAUUUGUGCUUUUUACGACGUUGAAAUAUUAAUUUGCAACGGCGAGGAUAUUUACAGAGAUUCUUGCUAUUGGAUCAUAUUAAAUAUUGAAGACUAUACGCAAUCUGAAAUUCGAAAAUAUGUAACAGAAAUCCCCGGAUUCAAUAAAUCGAAGAAUUAUCCUGAGAAAGGUUUAAAAUAUUAUAAUCCAGAAUCAGGAAAAAACUCAGUUCCUGAAUAUAAAUGGCAAACGUUUGUUAUUACAUGGAAUUUUGACAUGGGCAAAUUAAUUCUUUAUGAUACUGAUAAGAUUAUUUCGACAUAUACAGACGAAGAAAGGCAAUUACUCUCAAACAAUAAUUAUUACAUAUUCUUUAAAAGUUUCCAAUUUAAAGAACAUGUAUCUUUGCGAUUUCAUAUAUAUGACUUUUUGCAUACGACUGUUGAGAAUGCAACUUUAACGAAUCCAGGUUUUCAAGUUUACGAUAAAGUGAUAUGUGUACAAUUAUUAGUUGGCCUUUGCGUUGAAUGCGAUGCACAAAUAGUGUUGCGUGAUUCCACGAACAAUGCAGUGUUAGCAAUGGCAAUAGUAAAAGGCUCAACAAAAAAAGCGGAUCAUGGCUUACCUAUGUGGCAAUCUGUCACUGUCCAGAAUAAUUCAAUCAAGUAUAGUAAUUACAGGGUGAUCAUCCAAUUAAUUCCUAAACUCAGUAAUAGUAACUUCAAUCCGCUAUGGGCGAUAGCAAAUGUUCGCCAGUGUCCUCUAAAUGGGACUCUGAGGAAGAAUGUUAUAACUUUUAAAAGUUAUAACGAAUUUAUCGAGCACGACAAAUACGUGACAUGUCAAAAAUUAUUUUAUAAUGAACAUGCUGUCGUGAGUUCUACGUCACACAUCAAAUCAGAUGUAAAUCUUGAUGCGUCAAACUGUCCUCUAGGAAAAAUUGAACCAAAGUGCUUAGUUUUCUGUGAAUAUGAUCUGCAUAGUACUUUUGAUUGCAACGGAACUCAAAUUUGUUACGAAGAUGGUUGCACGUGUAAUGCAGGUUUUAUGGGGGAAAAAUGUUUAAACUCUUGUGAUUUAAAUACCUACAGUUAUAAUUGCAAGAAAACAUGUGGUUCAUGUCUCUAUAACAAAACAUUAUCUGGCAAUCGGUGUGAUACAAGAACUGGGAUAUGCAGUAACGGAUGUAAUAAUACUAAUACAAAAUUUUACAUUCCACCUUUAUGUCAAACAAGUAUCGAGAAGCCAAAUGCACCUACACUCAUCUUAAUAAACGAAACAACUAUUUGGGCCAAUGUUUCUGUAACGUGGCACGGAGAAUACGAAGAAAUAUCGAUUCUUUACUCGUUUGACAUUCAAGAACAUAAUAAAAACGUUCAACAAUCAUGGAACGAGUUAUUUCGAAAUAUGACACAAAUGACAAAAUAUUUUGAAAACAUGGAACCUGGUUUUACUUAUCGAAUUCGUCUAAACUUAAAUAUUUCAGGUGUACAAAUACACAGCGAUUGGAAAGAAGUUGAGACUAAAUGCACUCCGGCUGAAAAUUUCGAUAUAAAACCAGAAGAAAAUGGCACAAUAAUUAAUUUGCGAAACAUCCCAAAUCAAAUUCAUUUAUGUCCAGCAAGGUGGUAUUAUCUAGUGAUUCAUGUAGACACGAAUAAAGAAGUCGUUUCAACAAUAGUUCCAUCUUUUCCAUAUAAGUUUCAACCUUUAUCAUCAAAUACUUCUCUUAAUGUGAUUAUAUCUCAUAAAAAUCACACGUUGUUUUCCACGGAAAUUCGUACGUUCAAUGGCGUUACGUACGAUUCAGAUUACAAUUACAUAGCCGAAUAUAAAGGUAUAUUGUCUAACACACAACUUACUCUGAUUUGGACGCCACCGCAAAAACCGAAUGGGGAAAUAGUGCGUUAUGAAGUAAACUUGAAGGUUAAUGAAUACUAUGGCUGUACAGACUUAAAAUUACCUACGCCAAACAAUGACAUUACUAAAAUAUCCAAAGAGCCAACAAUCACAAUUCAGGAUUUACAUCCGUACACAUCUUAUAGUGUGGAGGUUAUAGCUCAUAACUCACAUCAUUUCAUCUCAAUUGUAAAGACAACCUUUGACACAAAACCAACUGAGAUACCAUCAGAAGUAUUUAGUCAGUUGAAAGUAAAAGACUGGACGUUAAUGUGGAAUCCACCCGAUAAUUGCACGACAAUUUUGGGACCACUAAUAGCAAAGAUAGUAAUACAAGGUAUUAGUGACGCUGUUAAAGAUUUCAAUACGAUUAAAUAUAGUAUUUACUAUAAAAUCAAUUUGAAUGAAUUUUAUCCAAAAUUAAACGGUCUUGAACGAUACUUAGCAACACUUUACGUAAUAAGAGAUUACGACGGAAAGAAAAAUACCACCGCUUAUCAAAAAUUGGAGUUUAAAACUCCACCAGCAGCUCCACACAAAGUAAGAAAUUUAGAGAUUGUCGAAAUUGAUACUCGUCAAAUGAGUGUCAUGAUACACUUGCGAUGGCGAAGUCCAAGUCCAACUCACAACGGAAAGUUACGUAAUUAUGGUGUAAAGUUGCAUAAAUGGUUUGAAAAAUGUUGCCCAAUUAUUGAAGUUCCAUUUAAUGGAACAUGUGAUUUAUGGGAUGAUUAUAUAUGUACAGUUAUAGAGAAAAACGUAACUCAAUACCAUUCUACGUUUUUUGAUUCAAUUCAGGUUUUUGCAUACAACGUGAACGUCACUGAGCCAGGAGAAAUAGCUUUCAUAUCUCCCAGAGAGAUACCGAAACCAA